CACCGUUACAAGACUAUAGACUGACAUUGUUGUCUGUAUCAGUGUGGAGAUCUGUCUUAAUAAUAAGUAGGGCCAGGAGUUUUUCCUGAUCAUACGGCCCUGCCCAGGAAAACUUCCUGACCAUAAUGUUUACCUGUGGAGGCAGUUCACCACCUAUAUUUUUGUACUAUCAUAUUUAAACUAUUAUGUUUUGUUAGUAAGUUAUGUUAGGUUAGUGAUCAUGUUAUUGACUUAAUUAUGAAUUUUGUUUGAAAGAGUUUGUAAGUCAUUCUAUUCACACACACUCGCACACACCCCCAGACACACAGCUGUGUUCCUCUAUGCACUUAUAGCCUGUCAUGUUUAUGUUACUGAUGUUACACUGGGGGAACAGGAAUGAUGUUCUCUAUAUGUAAUCUAUACAUGACUCCAUUAACCCAGUUUAUACAUGGCUGGUCUUACAUCACCAAUGACUCCAGUGCCCUGUUUUAUUCUAAAAGUACUUUGUGACAGAGCAUUUUAUGAGUCCAAUUUUCAUGUUCACUACAGUGGCAAGCUUGUGGCAAUACAUAAUUGGUAGCAACCCGACUCUGUUUACCCAGCAUGUUUAGAAUCAACGCCCACGUUGUCUGUCUGAUGUUGAUGACAUGGCUGCAGGUUCCCGUUACUGCGGCCUGCCAGUGUCCUGAGUCAGUGCCUGUUAAUAACUAACCCGUGUUUGUUGGUCAGGGCUCUGCUCACAACCUUUAGUUACGCAUCUCUGCCUCCCAGCACACUUUAUGUAAAGAUAUCCUAUACAGUAACUUAAAGCUACACUCAGCAAUAUGAUAUCAUUAUGCACUGCCGGUCAAAUUUCUUCUUACAGAAACAGCAGCAAUGCAAACUAGGGAGAGACAAUAGUGGCAGUCUUGGUAAAUCUGAAUUCUGUUGUUGUUUAUGUAUGUAUGUUCAGCAGGAAGUUUCCCCAAUAUGUGCGAUGAUAUCCAAUUGCUGAGUCUCCCUUUGAAGGGUCAGAUUUGAAAUUCCUCCAACAUCACAGUGUGUACCAGAGAGACAGAGGGGGCAUCUAAUGAUUGCUGCAGGUGGGCAAAGUGUAGCUAAUUGUCUAUGCGUGACUAAAUGGGUUUAACCUUGGUCAUCUGUGCCACAACAUCGUUAACCAUCUGAGCUAAAGCCUGGGCAUUAGCUAAAGCCUUGAAUAGCUACCGUAAGUCUUCAGUCGCCAGGGAAGCGUACUCAUCACAUGGACAUGGAGUCACCUCUAUGACACAUGAACUCUAAGAAGAGAAGUGAGAUGGUGAUUUAAGUGUACCCAGGGCUGCAGAAUGGAGAUAACGUUUCCUCAGCUUGUAAAGACCAUUUAUAAUUCAGCCUUUGAGGCUGUGCUUUUCCUGAAGAGGCUGGAAGGUGCCGGGAGUGAAUCAGUGACAGAACAGCAAAGAGUAAAGGGAAGAGAAGGAAGAAGAGUAGAGUUGUCAACUUAUUCUGGGAUACCUUUUGAGUGAAGUGGUCUAAAAAAGUUUUGUCUACAGACGUGGAGCAGGAAGGACCCGUACAGAGGAUAUGUUUGGACUAACAGAGGAUCAAACCAGACCGAAUCUCUUUUCCUGCUUGUUAUUGUUGUGCUGAUUGGUGAUUGCAUUUCUAGCUGCCAGCGAAUCACAGGGCUGCCCACGCAGACACAACUGACUGCUCUGGCAGAGAAAGCAUUCUCUGAGGAUUGGCAACCCUAGCUGGGAGUGACAGAAGAACAAAGUGUAAAAAAGAAAUAGAGGAGGGGUAGGAAAAUAGAGAGAGAGAUCGACAAAUCAUGGAGGUUAAGAGACGUCUGAUAAUUGCUGGCAGAGGGAAAGGGUCAGGCCCCGGUCGCUAUGCUCUCCCUCCAACCAUUGGCUACGUCAACCAUGACCUCACCAAGCCCAGUAGCCUCGCCUACACCUUCCACAGACGUAUGAGCAGCAAUAUGGGCUCCGUGGAUUGCAGUCCAGGACCCCAGUACCACAUCGAUACCAAGAUGACCCGGGUUCGGCCGCGUUGGUACCCCUUCUUACUCCAUGCUAGGCAGGGCAAGACGCGUCGGUACCCCUUCUUACUCCGUGCUAGGCAGGGCAAGACGCAUCGGUACCCCUUCUUACUCCAUGCUAGGCAGGGCAAGACACGCCGGUACCCCUUCUUACUCCAUGCUAGGCAGGGCAAGACUCGUCGGUACCCCCACUCUAACCUGCUGGGUUCCCAGGUGCCACACAAGCCGUCCAGUGUCAGCUCCAGCUUGGCGGAGCACAGACAGGUAGGAGCUCCAUCAGAAGACCGGUCCAUGACCCCUGGACCAGGACGCUACAACAGUACUGACCCCAGCGUCUACCUCACAUGACAGCCGUCCUUCUCUAUGCAGAGCCGGACUACCCGGGCCAGCGAUCAGUCUCAGAAGCCUUGGCCAGGGACCCACAGCCCGGAGAAGGUCCUGCUCCACCUCCCCAGACCUCCUGCCUUCUCCCUGGGCAUCACACACUCGGAGUUCAUUACUCCUCUGGUGGUGGUUGUUUCCGACUGAUUUUUAUUGGAGUUUCACACGGAGUUUGUGGAAAUGCUGGAGUCAAUUCUGAGUUAAAUACCACUGUGUUGUUUUAAUGAGCACAUUUAGCACAAUGUUGGAAACUUGCUUUACAAAUAAAGUGUUUUUAUUAUCAUUGUUAAGCCAA
Messenger RNA from Salmo salar (Atlantic salmon), 2678 nucleotides. The record is from RefSeq and is a predicted model, not a curated record. Lineage: Eukaryota; Metazoa; Chordata; Actinopteri; Salmoniformes; Salmonidae.